CUCAAGCACCAACGACCAAAGUUACGGAGAAAGGGCACAACGCUAUGCUGUCGUGUUCGGCGGUCGGCUCGCCGCCACCCAUUAUUUCUUGGAUGAAAGAUAUGCUACCAAUUGACACCUCAAAUCCCCGUUACACCGUACUGCAGUCCGGUUCGCUUCAAAUAUCAGAGUCAGAGCCAUCGGAUCAGGGCAAGUACGAGUGCGUGGCCAGCAAUUCCGUCGGCACCGAGUACUCCAAGUCGACGAUGCUCUACGUGAAGAUGCGCCGAGUGCCGCCGCAAUUCUCGAUACCGCCGGAGCCGCAGUUAAAGGUCACGCUGGGCUCGUCGUUAAACCUGACCUGCGUGGCCGUGGGCUCGCCGAUGCCGUACGUCAAGUGGCGCAAGGAGCCAGCCGUGGAUCUUACGCCCGACAACCAGAUGCCGCCCGUCGGCAGGAACAUGCUGCAACUGACCAACAUCCAGGAGUCGGCCAACUACACGUGCAUCGCCCAGAGCGAGCUUGGCAUUAUCAACGCCACCAGCCACGUGAAGGUCAACUCGCUGCCGCUUGCCCCGGAAAAGGUGCAAGUCUCGGAGAUCACUGCCACUUCGGUGAAACUUUCGUGGUCGUACAAGGCGCCGGAUCAGCUCGCCUACUACGUCAUACAGCACAAACCGAAGCACGCCAAUCAAGCGUACGCCGAAAUCUCGGGCAUUACCACCAUGUACUAUCAAGUGCGUAACCUCAGCCCCUACACCGAGUACGAGUUCUUCGUGAGUGCCGUCAAUGAGAUUGGCCGUGGACCGCAUAGCGCGCCGGUCCUCGUUACCACCGGCGAAACCACACCGGGAAGCGCGCCACGCUCGGUGCAGGUUCGGCCGCUGAGUUCAACGACAAUGGUAAUCCAAUGGGACGAGCCGGAGACACCAAACGGCCAAGUGACGGGCUACAAGGUCUACUACACGACGGACCCGGGCCAACCGAUGUCCAACUGGAAGUUCCAGACGGUGGACAAUAGCCAGCUAACGACAAUCUCCGACCUGACGGCUCACGUGAUCUACACAAUUCGCGUGCAGGCGUUGACGAGCGUGGGACCAGGUCCGUUGAGCGCCCCGGUGCAGAUCAAGACGCAGCAGGGCGUGCCCAGUCAGCCGGAAAAGCUGACGGCCGUGGAGGUAGGCGAGACCAAGAUCACGCUCACCUGGAACAAGCCUUCGCACAGCGCGGAGAACAUCCUCAGUUACGAGCUCUACUGGAACGACACCUACGCCAAGGAGAAGCACCACCGCAAGAUCCCCGUGACCGAGAACUACACGCUGAGCAACCUCUACCCCAACACGCUGUACUACGUGUGGCUGGCGGCGCGCAGCCAGCGCGGAGAGGGCGCCACCACCAUUCCCAUACCCGUGCGCACCAAACAGUACGUCCCCGGGGCACCACCUCGCAACGUCAGCGGUCAUCCGAUCAGUCCAACUUCAAUACUGGUCAAGUGGGAGCCACCUCCAGCCGAACGGUCAAACGGCCGUAUCGCUUACUACAAGCUACAUUACGUGGAGACCGGUCGUAGCGACUCCGAAUCCACGAUUAUAACCCUCAACCAGACGGAAUUCGUGCUCGACGAGUUGAGCAAGUGGACCGAAUACAGGAUAUGGGUGGUCGCCGGUACCAGUGUUGGCGACGGACCACCCAGCUACCCCAUUACUGUCAGAACUCACGAAGAUGUACCGGGAGACCCACAGAACGUGACGGCUCAGCCAAUAAACUCUACAGCAGUGCACGUCAGGUGGGAGCCACCUAAACUUAAAGAGCGCAACGGCGUUAUCCGCGGUUAUCACGUGCACGUCCAGGAGGUUCACGAGGAGAACAAUCGCCAGCUCGACGAGCCAAUCCGUAGCAUUAUUCUCGAGGAGAACGUGUUGUACGCGAACGUGAGUGGCUUGCAACCCGACACCAGCUACUCGGUGCAGGUGGCCGCGCUCACAAGGAAGGGCGACGGCGCGAGAUCCAAGCCGGUCGUCGUUAAGACCCCCGGAGGUGUGCCCUACAGACCCCAAAUGAAUGUCAAAGUUUUCAAUCAGGAGGAGCCUAUCAAGAUAGAGCUCGAAUGGACCAAGCCCAGCGAGACUUUUGGACCCAUCCUCGGCUACAGGAUACGCUACGGUAUCAAGAACCAAACCCUGAAGGAAGAGUUUAUAGAGGGUGAUGAUACUUUCAGCUACAGAAUCGAAGACCUUGAAGAGCGUGGCGUUGACUACGAGUUCCGAGUAGCAGGCAAGAACGCGAUGGGCUUUGGCCAGGAACAAGUGCGCAACUGGUACAGUCCAGAGAGCAUUCCGACAGGACCACCGCGCAACCUAAGCUACAACUUCCAAACUCCGGACACGGUUUGUGUGAGUUGGGAGCCGCCAAGUAUCCAUCAACGCAACGGACAGAUCAUCGGUUACAGUGUGCAGUUCCACAAGCGUCAAGAUCACACGAGCGAAGUCAGUCGUAACACGAGCCAGACCCGAGCGGUAUUCAGCAAUCUCGAGAACGAUCAGGAGUACCUUUUCCACGCUAAGGCGUACACUCGCCUCGGUGCUGGGCCCUACUCCGAAAAGAUCACCAUUCGCACCGACAAGGAUAUUGGGCGUGCGCCCAUGUCACUUAAAGCCAUUGCGACUUCAGACUCGAGCGUAGAGGUUUGGUGGGAGCCCGUGCCCAACCGUGGCAAGAUUCUCGGCUAUCAGAUAUUCUACACGAUGACCGCCGUCGAGGAUCUGGAUGAAUGGAAGCGCAAGCAAGUUGGCCUUACCGAGUCCGCGGAUUUGCUGAACCUCGAGAAAUUUGCCACUUACGCGGUGGCCGUUGCUGCGCGCCAUAAGGACGGCAAGCUCGGCCGGCUCAGCGAGAAAGUUACGGUCAAGGUAUCGCCGGACGAUGUGCCUCUCAAUCUACGAGCACCCGAAGUUUCCACCCACUCGAUGAGCCUCAGUUGGGGUCCUCCCAUCAAGCUCAACCCCGUCAAUUACAAGGUUUCUUUCGACGCGGUCAAGGAGUUUGUUGACUCGCAAGGAAUUACCCAAACCCAGCUGAUACCCAAGCGAACUCAUCUUUUCGAGUCCACAAAUCUUGAAUGCGACAUUAAGGACCUGCAGCCUUUCACUACCUACAACGUGAACGUGAGCGCGGUUCCGGCUGAUGGUUCCUAUCGACCUCCCUCCAAAAUCACCGUCACCACGCAGAUGGCCGCGCCUAAACCCAUGGUUGGGCCAGCAUUUUACGGCGUUGUCAACCAUGAAGAAAUUCAAGUGAUCUUACCCCAAGCCUCCGAAGAAUAUGGUCCAAUAUCGCACUACUAUCUGAUCGUCGUGCCCGAAUCUCCUGAUACCAUUAACAGGCAACCAGACGAGUUUACCGAGGAUCAAAUCGCUCACUCACACCCUCACUCUCAUCAUCAGCAGCAGCCACAGCAAAUUGGCAAACCCGGCCAAGCUCCUGUCUCCGACAACCGGCCAUAUAUCACUGCUAAAUUUCCUCAUAGAGACAUUCCCUAUACCUUUCAUCUUGGAGACGGUGGCACCUACGAGGGUUAUGUCAACCGCAAACUUGACAAAACUAAAAAGUAUCGGAUAUUCGUGCGAGCGAUCGUCGAUACUCCCAGAAAACACCUUUACACAUCAUCGCCGUUCUCUGAGUGGUUAUCCCUUGACAUGAGGGCACCUCCUCCCGGUGAUCCACCGCGUCGACCGAAUCCUGAUGCACCACCCGAUGGAAAUCCUGAAGUUUCAGUCGACAGAAGUGGCCAUGAACCUGGCAUGGUUUGGGUCGUUGGACCCAUCAUCGCUGCUCUCAUGGUCAGCGUCUGUUUAGUCCUACUGUUCGUCAUUAAAAAACGCAGACAACCCUGCAAAGCUCCCGAUCAGACAGCGGUAACGCGUCCACUAAUGUCGGCGGACAUGAGUUCGUCGCACGCGCCUUCGGAUCCCGUUGAAAUGCGUCGACUGAAUUUCCAAACGCCCGGCAUGAUUUCGCACCCUCCGAUCCCUAUAAGCGAACUUGGGAAUCACAUAGAGCGACUGAAAGCUAAUGACAAUCUCAAAUUCAGCCAGGAAUACGAGUCGAUCGAACCAGGUCAACAAUUCACAUGGGACCACUCCAACAUGGAAGUGAACACUUCGAAAAACCGGUACGCGAACGUAAUCGCGUACGAUCACUCGCGGGUGAUUCUACAGACGAUAGAAGGCGUGCCAGGCUCGGAUUACAUCAACGCCAAUUAUUGCGACGGCUAUCGCAAACAGAACGCUUACGUGGCGACGCAGGGUCCGCUGCAGGAGACAUUCGCAGACUUUUGGCGCAUGUGCUGGGAGCUGCGCUCUGCGACCAUCGUCAUGAUGACCAAGUUGGAGGAACGCACGCGCAUAAAGUGCGAUCAGUAUUGGCCGAGUCGCGGUACCGAGACGUAUGGCCAGAUGCAAGUUACCAUUCAAGACGUGCAGGAGCUGGCCACUUACUGCAUCCGCAGCUUCCAAAUAAGUCGGAUCGGCGGACAGGGCGCUACCGGCGAGAGAAGAGAAGUAAAGCAGCUGCAGUUCACUGCCUGGCCGGACCACGGAGUGCCCGAGCAUCCUGCGCCCUUCUUGCAGUUUCUUCGACGCGUGCGCAGCCUGAACCCGCCUGACGCCGGACCUCUGGUGGUGCACUGUAGCGCCGGAGUUGGGCGGACUGGCUGCUUCAUUGUCAUCGACUCGAUGCUCGAGCGCAUCCGCAGCCACGACAAGAGCAUCGACAUAUAUGGCCAUGUGACAUGCCUGCGUGCCCAGCGCAACUACAUGGUCCAAACUGAGGACCAGUACAUCUUCAUUCACGACGCGCUUCUCGAGGCGGUGGUCUGCGGUCAGACCGAGGUACCGGCGCGCAACCUGCAUUCUCACAUGCAGCGCCUGAUGCAGCCGGCCUCGGGUCCCGAGGCUCUGGGCCAGCCCGACGGCAUCACCGGCAUGGAGCUCGAGUUCAAGAAGCUGGCCAACAUCAGGGUUGAUUCGUCGCGCUUCAUCUCGGCCAACCUCGCCUGCAACAAGCACAAGAACCGGCUUGUGCACAUACUACCGUACGAGUGUACACGCGUCUGCUUGCAGCCGCAGCGCAACAUCGAGGGCUCGGACUACAUAAACGCCUCGCUGAUCGACGGCUACCGAUACCGCGCGGCCUACAUUGCCACCCAGGGUCCUCUGACCGACACCACUGACGACUUCUGGCGCAUGCUUUGGGAGCACAACUCCACCAUUGUGGUUAUGCUCACCAAGCUCAAGGAAAUGGGCCGCGAGAAGUGCCACCAGUAUUGGCCAUCCGAGAGGUCGAUACGCUACCAGUGCUUCGUCGUCGACCCGAUUGCUGAGUACAACAUGCCUCAGUACAUUCUGCGCGAGUUUAAGGUGACAGACGCGCGGGAUGGAUCGUCGCGCACGCUCAGACAGUUCCAGUUCAUCGAUUGGCCCGAGCAGGGCGUACCUAAGUCCGUCGACGGCUUCAUCGACUUCAUCGGGCAGGUGCACAAGACUAAGGAACAGUUCGGUCAAGACGGCCCCAUAACGGUGCACUGUAGUGCCGGGGUCGGACGCACCGGCGUCUUUAUCACCCUCAGCAUUGUUCUUGAGCGUAUGCAGUACGAGGGAGUCGUCGACAUAUUCCAGACCGUCAGGAUACUGCGCACACAGCGCCCGGCGAUGGUGCAGACCGAGGACCAGUACCAGUUCUGUUAUCGAGCCAGCCUCGAGUACCUGGGUUCGUUUGACCAUUACGCCAACUGACAGCCAGACAGCCGAGAGUCGGCCGCCAGCUCAACUUUGGCCUAUCGUAGUGAUCGUACACGGCAAAGCCAGCGCGAACACGAUCGGACAGCCAAGGUCAGGAAGGUCUAGUGGUACGAUGAGUCGUCGUCGUCGCCGCCGUUCCCACCGGCAACACAAACUCAGCUACAGUCACAACCACAGCUGCAACAACAGCAGCAACAGCAACCACCGCGUCCACAUCGCCGACAGCAUCCCCAUCCACCUCCGUCAUCGGGCUUCUCGGCCAGCCACUUCGACGACUCUUAAUCAUGACCUCCAUCUCGCGUGUCGCUCAGCUCUACCAAAGUCAUCGCCGAUGCUGCUACGCAUUUUAUAUUUGAUUGACAACAAUUGUUUGAUUAGGAAUAUACGUGUAAUCGACCAUCUGACUUGACCAAGUUUCUAAACUUUGCUCAUCACUGCCAAUUUUAAUUAUAGUCGACUUUUCGGUAAUUUUUUAAUCAAUUUUAACUUAUAAAUGUUAUUAAAUAUUUUUUGUUAGAUCGGUGUUUAUUUUUACAAUCGUUAAUUUCUUUUUAUCUCAAAGAUAUCCAACAGUGCAUUUAAACAUUAAUACUUUUUAAACUCAAUCGUGACCACGUUACUACUUGUUGUAUUAAUGCCAAAAUAAGGCUGCGAGUAAGUUUUUUACUUAAUUUUUCUAUAAAUCAUAAAGACAAAACUAAUCAUGUUGUCCACUCUUUCUGAGAUUGGAAAACAAAAACUACGUUUUUCAAAGGAUUAUUCUUAAUUUUGAAAUAAAUCGUCAACGUUAUUUAUGUAAACAAAGACAGAAUACAGAGUGAGAGAGAGAGAAAGAGAGAGAGAGAGAGAGAGAGAAAGAGAGAGAGAAAAAGAGAGAGAGCGUGUGUAUGUUUAAGAGUGUGUGUUUUGCGUAUUGUAUGGGAAUGUAUAAAGGUCGCAAUUACACUGCCAAAUUGAUAAAUGACAAGUACGGAUACUUUUUAUUUUAAUUUAGCCGGCUCUCGAGCAAAUUGAUAAAUGACAAAUAUUUACGACUGCAAAAAAUAUUCUUCAAAACUUCAUUAAUUUUAGUAUAUAAGUGAUUAUUGUAAUAUUAGCCAAGUGAACAAAGAAAUAUAAACAGUGCGUGAUAAACGAAUGAACAGUGUACCAUCGUACAAAAAAAUUGUAAUAUUAACAAGAUCUAAAUGUACGUAUGUAAUGGGCAUGAACGUUUCAUGCCCUCGUCCGUGUGAAUAGUAAACAAAAUUUACACAUAUAUGUAUAUAUAUAUAUACAUAUACGUAUGUAUCAACAAUGAAUGUUAAGGCAUCAAUUUUUGUUGUCCUGUGAAUCUCGCUGUCCACUGUUGCGUGCAUAUUGUACAAAGUUCAUCUUGAUGUUUUUAUAAAGAACGAUUUGAACCAAGAAAAUAUAAUUGAAUAGCGUAUAAAAAACAAAAUCCUUUUACAAAAUGUUCGUUAACUUAUCAGCAAUUUUUACGAUAGUUGGAUGAAUAUUUUACAUCGGGCAAACAAUCUCAAAUAAUAAUCGGUCGGUCUUCGUGAUAAUUGCAAUUUUUUUAUUGCAUAUGCCUAACUUAAUUCACUCAAUAUGAGCGAUAAUAUACUAUAAUCGAGCGUUUCGGUAUGGAAAUAUCGAUUAUAAACCAGUUAGUAUAAUCCCAAUUGCUUAAUCAUGCAGGCCGAGCAUUAUUAUGACUUCCCUAAGCAAUAAAAUAAUUAUUCAAAUAUAUUUUGGAAAUCAUAACGGCACUUUUAAUUUAAUAUUAUUGAGUUUAUAAUAUUAGUCAUUAAUGUCAAUAACAAUUAUUAGCAAUUGAAAUGAUGGCGAUUAUUGGCAACACCUAGAAAGACUUUCUCAAAUUUUGAAAAUGAAUUUUUAGAAACAAUUGUGUAAUUUUAUUUGGAUCUUGGUACAAAAAUAUUAUUUUCUACUAUAGUACAUGAAAAAACAAAGCUUCCUUUCCAAGGAAGCAAAAAUAUAAUCGAGUAAAUCGAGAACAGGAAUUCACUGUAUGUAUAUAGAAGCACCACCACUUAACCUAAAAAAUCAAUAUACGUUAAAAACGCAAGAUAUCUGGAGACGUUUAUAAUUAUAAAUGAUAAUUGUUUGAUAGAAAAGAAAACCUCGUGAAAUGACGGAAGGAAAGCAAUUAAUAAUAGUAUUAUAGAAUACCCCUUCCACCAAAUGAUAAAACAGAAUUAUCCAUUGUAAUUUUUAAAUAAGAAUGUAUUUGAAGAUUUAGUAAUUGCUUGUAGAUUACUGGUAGAUUUUUAUAUUUGUUAUAAAGUUCUGUCUUUUGUACCAUUUUAUUAAAGGGGUCCUUGCGUACACACACACACACACACACACACACACACACACACACACACACACACACACACACACACACACACUAUUAACCAGCGUAAUUUAUUCUCAGAGUUCAGUUUGUAAAGAGCAUGAAAUUGAUAAUAAUGUUUACGUAAGUAAUAAAAGUGACAUUCCCACAAAUCACGUGUAAUGCUUUGUCGAGAGUCUAACACAUACUUAUUAGAAAUAGACAUUUUUAUUUUAAAAAUAUCAUGUUAUUAAAACUGAAACCGCAUUAGUCUCUGAAAUAUAUAUAUUUUACCAUCAUCUUUUGAUUUUUGUUGUUUGUCAAUUUGAAUAAGAAAGAAGUUCUAUUUUCGGUCUGACCUGAAUUUUUUUAUAUGUAUGUCCGUGCAUAUCUUUACAACAGUUCGAUCAAUUUGGUGGGAGCGAACUCGUUUGAAACGUAUGUAUGUGGAACGACCCCAUUGUAUUACCAACUUGAUUGAAUCAUAACUUUACGAGUAAUUGCAAACAAUUUUGAAGUCGGCUUUUUUUUAAUUAGUCUUGUAAUUGUUUCUUGUUUAGCUUGAAUACUUAUUUAUUUAUUGGCUAUACCAACUACAAAUCUCUCCAUUUAAUCAUAAUUUUUAACAGUGAGUAAUGUAAUGCUUUAAAAUACUUAAAUAAUAAAGAGGAUUACAUUUUUUACUUAUAUAAAAAAAUUAAUAUCCGAUCAAUAGCAAUUUUUAUAACAAUAUUAAUGCUGACGGAAAAACGACUCAUAGUCAACGACAAUAAUAAUAUGCGACUCGUGCAAAAACUUACAUAAAAAUAAAAAUUACGUUUUCCAAAUAAAACCAUUUACAAAGAGCUCUUACAAUUUAAAAAGGUUUAUUGUAAAAGAAAAACAUUGCUUCUUCACGGACAUUCAAUAUUGGCUUUCGACGUGCAUUCUACACGUUUUAUUACCGUUAUAAAAAUGGAAGUCAAACGGGGAAUUUCUUCAUUGCAGAGGAUCAAGAAAUAUUAAUUUAAGUGAUUUUUUUUAAUUUGUUUAUAACUCGCAAGAAUUCAUAAACGUGUUAUUGGUAUGAAUGAAAAUUUUUAUGACUAAUAAAUAAUAUGCGACAUCGAAGAAAAUUGAAUUAAUUGAAGAAUAAGACUUUUUGUUUGCAAGGCGAUUCGUUUUAUUUAUUAAAAAUUAUUCAAUUGUUCUACAGUUGUUAAUCUGAUAAUGUAAGACAGCAUUCUCAGAGUAAUAGCAAUCGACUGUGAAAUUAUGUAGAGAUAGGCUCUUGCAAAGCAAAACUGUAUAUUGUAUUUUUUUUUUAUUUAAAUAAUCAGUAAACAUUUUUAUGUAAUAUCAAAUGACGAAAAACGGGAAAUUUACUUCCUGUUGUAUACGAAAACUAUUUUAGAUUCUGAUGAGAUGAGUACAGGAUUGCAGAUCUUUUUAAAGACUUUUCAAAUUGAAAUUUAGUUAAUUAUAAACGGAAGAUCCUUUUCUAUAAUCUACUAUGUAUAAGUGCUAUAAAUAAAACUUUGUUUCACUACACCUCGUACAUUUUAUUUGUAACUUUUAAUUCAAUUAUCUGCAGUCGUCCAGUAUUUUUUCCGCAACAUGUGCUAAAAUUUUAUAAAUGCUGCGGAAUUGCAAUACAAUCUCAAAAUUUGAAAUAUUUCAUAUACUAAACAUAUCACAUAAUGCACUAAAGUGCCAUUUAUAAGACUUGAUUUUUUCUAUCCUUUACUAUUUGUCUUUUUUCUUGACACCAAAUUUACUAAAUAUAAAUAAUCAAGUAUGAAAACCAAUAACGAAUAUUUAAAAAAAGGCGCAAGAAUAACAUGAUGGUAACGGGUGUAAUUAAAAAAACUGUAUAUGGUGUAUUCAAUGGAAUAUUAACAAAAAAAUUAUUGUUAAAAGGGUGGAAAUUUAUUUUGUGAUACUUUCUUGACAGAAAGAAUACAACAGGCUAACACAAAAGUACUGAUUAUAAUAUUGGAAAUUUGUAGUUAAAAGAAGUUAUAAAUAAAUUGAUACUGUGUAAUAGACGUUGACAAGAAAAAUAGUGUGUAUAUUGCAUAUGCUGACGGACGUCAAUAAAACGUCA
Molecule: messenger RNA, 10186 nt
Organism: Phymastichus coffea
Lineage: Eukaryota; Metazoa; Arthropoda; Insecta; Hymenoptera; Eulophidae
Gene: Lar
Product: tyrosine-protein phosphatase Lar
Exons: 14
Coding region: 45-5771 (1908 amino acids)
Biological process (GO): protein dephosphorylation
Molecular function (GO): protein tyrosine phosphatase activity; protein binding
Source: RefSeq, a predicted model, not a curated record